AUGGCAGAAAAGUCUAUACUGAAAUUUGUUCAACAACAAGAAUUUGACACAGAAAUCAAUGCUCUUUCUUCAGGAAACUCUCAUGUGAAUCGUAGAAGUCGAAUCAGGAACUUUGAUCCAUAUUUGGAUGAUGGAAUUUUACGUGUCGGCGGUCGACUACACCAGUCAAGUAUUCCAGCAGAGAUGAAACAUCCAGUUAUUCUACCCAAAGAUCAUCAUGUGUCAACUAUCAUUCUUAGACAAAUUCACCAAGAACUGAUGCACAGUGGUAGAAAUCAUAUGUUGGCAAAGUUAAGAGAAAAGUAUUGGAUUAUUCAUGCUCCGUCAGCCAUCAGGAAGCUGAUAUCAAGAUGUGUUACAUGUAGACGAUUCAAGUCGAAAGUUGAAGAACAGAAGAUGGCAAAUCUACCAAAGGAUCGUAUCGUUCCAGAUGAACCACCAUUUAGCAGAGUAGAUGUCGAUUACUUUGGACCGUUCGAAGUAAAACAAAAGAGAAGUCGUGUGAAACGUUAUGCCGUAAUAUUUACCUGCUUGGCAAGUCGAGCUGUACAUUUGGAAGUAGCAGCUUCAUUGGACACUGAUUCUUACUUAAAUGCCUUGCGACGCUUUAUUGCCAGAAGGGGACAAGUUACGAAGAUAAGUUCUGAUAAUGGAACUAAUUUUGUUGGUGCCGAACGUGAACUUGCCCGAUCCAAACAGGAAUGGAAUCAACACCAGAUUCAAAAUUCAAUGUUGCAGAAGAAUGUAGACUGGCAGUUUAACCCACCAGCUGGAUCACAUCAUGGUGGAGUGUGGGAAAGAAUCAUUCGAAUUAUUCGCAAGGCCAUGAACAGCGUUCUAGGGGAACAGACCUUGGACGACGAAUGA
Magallana angulata is the source of this 867-nucleotide messenger RNA. RefSeq lists its product as uncharacterized. Lineage: Eukaryota; Metazoa; Mollusca; Bivalvia; Ostreida; Ostreidae. Gene Ontology annotation, molecular function: nucleic acid binding. The transcript has a single exon. The record is from RefSeq and is a predicted model, not a curated record. Gene Ontology annotation, biological process: DNA integration. Bases 1 to 867 code for a protein of 288 amino acids.